AUUUCUCUCUCUGUCUCUCUGCAGCCGAACCUAAAACCUCUCACUCACUCCCUCUCUCUCUCUCUCUCUCUCUCUCCGUGCCCGGCCGUCACCAGCUUCGUUCAAUUCAAUAAUUGAAUUCCAAGAGCAGUAAUGAUAAAGAGGCAAUUCUACAAGCUAGAGCACGCCAAUAGAGAUGAUGCCUCAGAUUCAUCUUCGUCCUCCGACUCUGAAUUAGAGGCAGAAGCCAUAGAUGGAUCAGAGGAUGAUGCAGUUGCGGAAGUGAAAGAGGAUAAUGAAUCUUGCUCUACCUCGUCUGGAUAUAAGAGUGAGGAUAGCUCAGCAAAUGAGGUUGAUAUUGACUCGUCAGGUCUACCCAUAAGUGAUGAUGAUUCUGAAACUGGAAAUGAAAGAGAAAUCCUUACUGACAGUCAGCUGUCUGGUCAACGUGGUUCCAAAACACUGGAGACACAGUCUGAUAUCGCAGCUGAAAAGGAAUCAUUACCUGCAGAUAUUCCAGCCUGUAUAUUAAAAUGCAAAUCAGUUUUUAAGUGCAGGAUAUGCCCUAGAAUUAUCUGUUUGAAUGAGGAAACUCUAAGGGCUCAUCUUAAGUCCAAGAGACAUGCUCGAUCUGAGAAAUUACUGAAUGAAGGUAGGCUGAAGGCCAUGCUCAACAGUGAUGGGGAAAUUGAGAACCAAGAGACUGCUGCAGAGAUGAAUGCUCGAAUUUUAGCUCUUCCACUGGGUAAUAAAAAAAGGAAAAACAGAAAAAGACAGGGAGAACAAAAGAGAAAAACAAAGAAGAAAAUGGGAUAUGCUGACAACAUUGGAAAAGAAAGGGAUUCGACAAAAAGCCCAGCCAAGAAAAGGAGGAAAAAUGAGAAAUGAAGAAUGUUGUUUUGGCCGUACUGCUAGUGACAAAUUGGCUGCAAGAAAUGAAUCAAAGAAUUUUACAAUUUCUGCAGAGCUGCUCGCUCACAUUUGGCAUCCCGUGUAAGACAUUGCUUGGUUUGAUAAAUUUAUCAAGGGAAUACUUUCUCUUUUUUU
Molecule: messenger RNA, 1026 nt
Organism: Alnus glutinosa
Lineage: Eukaryota; Viridiplantae; Streptophyta; Magnoliopsida; Fagales; Betulaceae
Exons: 7
Coding region: 133-867 (244 amino acids)
Source: RefSeq, a predicted model, not a curated record